UUUGCCGGGAAACACAAUAGGAGGGGGAGAUAGUAAAAGUUCUACUCAUGAACAGCUGUUAUAACCAUGUUUCAUUCGUGUCGGUAGCUUCUUAUUCUUUGCUACAAUUGUCGAACUAGAGCUCGAAUUAGUGGUGGAUGAACAUGAGCUGUUGCAUAGUCUUUGGAGAUUACAGGAUCGAACAACUAUUUAAUUUACCAAAUUGAAGAAGAACAAGGAGCCGAACACAUGUGGAACCACAUCGAUAUAACUGACAAGCAACCGUCCUAUGGAACUUUCGAUGAGGUGUAUGAAAACGAAAACAAUAAAGGAACCUGAUUCCAAGUGCCUCCUUAGUCGGUGGUUCCAGGAAAAGAAUACAGAUGGCUUUUCUUGGAUCAGAUGGAAGAAAAAGUUUUCAUCAAAACACUUGAGUUAUAUUAAUAAAUUAAGAAUCAGGGAGAACUCCGAUUCUAUUCAUAGCAGCGUCCUUUCAAAGGGUGCUUUAUUUUUCCUAAAAUCCUCAAUUCUCUGAGAUCAUUUAUUUUUAUGGUGUAAUUACAAUUCAAUAAAGUAAUCCUCUUAAUCAAAUUUAUUAAAUCCAAACUAUUUCAAUACAUAUUUCAG
Messenger RNA from Nezara viridula (southern green stink bug), 606 nucleotides. Lineage: Eukaryota; Metazoa; Arthropoda; Insecta; Hemiptera; Pentatomidae. The record is from the annotation of a GenBank genome assembly.